AUGAUUUUGGAUUACUGUUGCAGGUGCUGCUCGGUAACGCUCAUCAAGAGACAUGCCCAACACUUGCCCUUCAACACCAAGCUCAAUGACACCUGGGUUGUGGUCCAGAAUCUGUUGAUGUGCGUAGUGACUUUCUAUGCCCUCUACUAUGUCACAGUCAGCCUCUGCAUCGGAAUCCUCAGGGUCCAUGAGGUGGACAGCAUGCUGGCGCCAUUCGAUUACAUCACACAACCAUCAUGGAAGGACCCCAAAUACUUAGUGUGUGUCAUCUCCAUGGAGGUGACGUAUAUUCUGGGGGGCGUGGCGUUCGCCUAUAUCGUGGAGGAGUGGGUGUGGGACUACGCCAUCACCGUCACAUUGCUGCACGUGAUGCUCACCGUAGCAGUUAUGUCUGACAUUCCGUCGACAGAACAUUGGUGGAUGGCUCUUGGUUCAGGCCUGGUCAUGAUGAUCGCUGGAGGGCAGAUAGUCGCGGCUAAAGUGUUUCGCAGCAACUUUGUGUACCCUGCCGACCUUCAAAACUUCUAAUGCCAUUUUUUAAAAUUCUGAUUAUUGUAAUAUUGUUUUAUACUGGGUGUUUUUUUUUACAUGGGAUACUGUAUCUGAGGUUUGGGUUGGAGUUUCUGCAUGCCACCUCUUUAACCCAUUGAUGCCUAAAGCACCUGCAAAAAAGGCUGCUGAAUGCCUAAGCCAUUUUAAAGAAAAUUUGCCCUCAGCCUAUACAAAUCGAAACAUCUUAGCCUCUGAAGCACAUAAAAUCAUGCAAUAAGUUGCAUUUAAAUGCUAAGAGCCUCGUUUUGUACAUUUUCAUUCAGCUCUAACGUACCAAGAUUUUUAAUAAAAUUGUCUCAAAUCUCAUGAGCCUGAAUGUUGCAUCAUGCAGCUCCAGGCGCCAUGGCCAAUGUUGCGCAACGCAACAUCAGGCAUCAAUGGGUUAAACUAU
Messenger RNA from Engraulis encrasicolus (European anchovy), 943 nucleotides. It is a transcript of the gene tmem244, whose product is annotated as transmembrane protein 244. The record is from RefSeq and is a predicted model, not a curated record. Lineage: Eukaryota; Metazoa; Chordata; Actinopteri; Clupeiformes; Engraulidae. Bases 1 to 528 code for a protein of 175 amino acids. The transcript has 6 exons.